This is a messenger RNA of Schistosoma turkestanicum, 1573 nucleotides long. NCBI's taxonomy places the organism in Eukaryota, Metazoa, Platyhelminthes, Trematoda, Strigeidida, Schistosomatidae. The record is from the annotation of a GenBank genome assembly.
CACGAAGGUUUAUCAGGGUGACAUGCGCGCUAGAUUUUAAAUGUUCAGGAUAUUUGAUGUUUCCAUUGGACGGUUUCUUCUCCGAACUCUCUCAAUGUACUAUUUUGGUAGCCAGUUAAUUAUACGAUAUAAAGUGAUUUAGCUUCAGUCCAUAGUUCCAAGUAUUUGUGAUGUUGGAAGACUUGAAAAUACGCCUAACUCUUCUUCCGAUUAUUUGGAAUCGGAAGAAGUUUACGCAGGAUUACCUACUGUUUUCAACUCAAAACGCAUCACAAAUGAGCUAGAAAAAUGUCUGAAGGCAUUAGAAGAUAUUCCAAAACUUAUUGAUCAGUCUGUCCGUCCGCUGUUAACACGUAUCGAACUACUUGGAAUUAUUGCUUCUUGUCACAACCUUUUCGAUCUGGAAUCAUCAAUAUGGAAAGUAAUGUUUAAAAUUAGCGACAACUCUGGAAGAUUUUUGGAUGCUUCUUAUGCUUUAAUAAACUACUCUCUUUCAAAACUUUUUGCAUAUGAACAAAAUGCUUCAGCUUAUGAUACCCUGAAGUCUAUUCAUACCGAUGUUUUUUCAGUUCUUCAUAACAGGAAUGAAAUUCUUGAGUCAACACAUGAAGCUUGCUUAACAGGUCGGCUCCCAACCCCACAUGCACAUUUCCAGUCGAUAGUUGUAUCCCUUGGAAGGGCCUAUAUCGAACACUACUGUAAUUGGCCUGCUUUUUCUGCAAACUUGGAUCUUAUUCGCCUGCAGUAUAAGGAAUUCUUUGAGGGGAAGUCAUGGGCUGUUGUCUGUGCUCGUGGCUAUUUCUACUGGCUUCAUCUUCAUGCUCGCUGUAUAUUUGGUGCUAACUUUGAAUUGGUCAAUACGCUUCUUCAGCCAGACACUCAAGAUAUGUUCCCUUCACCGCCCUUGUCUCCUCUACAUGCUGCAGUCAUUGUUCGCAUGCAUGGUCAAACGUUGGUGAAAUUUAUGCGCUUGUGUUGUGAGCAAAAAUUACAAAAUCGUUCCGUUGCAAAACAAAAUGUGAUCGGGAUUGGUAAAGAAAAUAAAAAUCCAUCUGGUAGUCCUGAAAAUAAUAAAAAGUUUGUUGAACCGCAGCCAUUAGCUUCAGAUCUAAAAAUGUCUACCGUUGCUUGGUCUUCUGCAUCACUAACAGAUAAUGAAUUGCUUAAUCUAUGGUUGGGAACGCGACUACUUUUAUAUGGCUGCCAUCAAACUGCUGAGUUAUAUACGCUUCUAGGUACUGUAAGAGAAGCACGAGUAUAUCAAAAUGAGUUAUUAUGUGUUGGCCAACGGUUUCACCUAUGUAGUUAUACACAGAUUGCUCUCAACUUAAUGGCGCAUCUAGAUAUGUUUGCUCAACGUCAAUGGGCUUUUGAACUGCGCCUUCGGCAGCUUAAUCACAUUGCAACUUGUCAAGUAUCUCUUGAAGAACUGGUCACUAAAAGAUCUAAACAAAACAGAAAACAAAGUACAAAAGCUACUUCGGAAAUCGAUGAAUCUGCUUUCAUUCAUUCUAAAGCAUUUCCAAGCGAGUCUCUCUACUAUUGUAGAGAGACUCGCUUGGAAAUGCUUUAG